Molecule: messenger RNA, 2344 nt
Organism: Cyprinodon variegatus (sheepshead minnow)
Lineage: Eukaryota; Metazoa; Chordata; Actinopteri; Cyprinodontiformes; Cyprinodontidae
Gene: tgm5l
Product: protein-glutamine gamma-glutamyltransferase 5-like
Exons: 14
Coding region: 100-2157 (685 amino acids)
Biological process (GO): peptide cross-linking
Molecular function (GO): protein-glutamine gamma-glutamyltransferase activity
Source: RefSeq, a predicted model, not a curated record
UAACGUGACUCUCUAAGGGAGGAGCUAAGGUGUAUAUAAAGGAGGAAAGCACCAACAGAAGCACAUUGCAUUAUUUUCCCACAGAGAAAAAACCAACACAUGGAAGACUUGAGCAUCAAGUAUGUCAACCUGGAACUUGCAGAAAAUCUGCAGAGACACAGAACAAAUGGCUUCAGCAACACCGAAGCAUUGGUGGUGCGAAGAGGGGCUCCCUUUCAAAUUACCGUCCAGCUCAAAGGUCGUCCCUUUGACCCCAGGACAGAUUCUGUGAGGAUUAAAGUCACCUUAGGUCGGCUGUAUGCAGUGAUGCCAGUGACUUUCUCAGGAAGGAACCCUUCUUCCCGCUGGAAUGCUUACAUUGACCCAAACAACCUAGACUUCCAGAGACUCUCCAUCUUCGUCUCCUCUCCUGCUUCUGCCUCAGUGGGACGUUACAAAUUUCAACUGUAUGUGUCCUCACAAGAUGGCCAGAGGAGUGCCGUGGUGGGCGAUUUCACCAUGCUUUGCAACCCUUGGUGUUCUGAUGAUGCAGUGUAUAUUCCUUUUGAGGAUCAGAGGGAGGAAUAUGUCCUGAGUGACUCUGGAUUGCUGUUCAUGGGAACCCCACUGAACCUUAUCGCAAGACCCUGGUCCUUUGAUCUGUAUGAGCCUGGUGUUCUGGAGGCUUGUCUGGAUUUGCUCAAAGUGAGCCCUCAGCAUAUAAAAAACAAAAGGAAGGAUUACAUGAACAGAGCCAAUCCCGUUUACAUCAGCCGCGUCGUCUCUGCCAUGAUCAACUCUGAGGAUGAUCGAGGUGUACUGAAAGGCAACUGGACUGAUGACUUCAAACAAGGUGUCAGCCCCUCAAGGUGGACAGGAAGUGGGGACAUCUUGAGAUUGUGGGCCAAGUCUGGUUACAGCCCUGUCAAAUAUGGACAGUGCUGGGUGUUUGCUGCCGUCAUGUGCACAGUCAUGAGAGUUCUCGGCAUUCCUUGCCGCGUCAUCACAAACUUCAACUCGGCUCACGACACCAAUGGCAACCUGGUGAUUGAAGAGUACUACAGCGAAACCGGACAGAAGUUAAACCGCAGUCAAGACAGCAUAUGGAACUUUCAUGUGUGGGUGGAGUGCUGGAUGAGACGCACAGAUCUUGGGCAAGAUAUGGAUGGGUGGCAAGUUCUUGACCCAACACCACAGCAGAGAAGUGGAGGAGUGUUUUGCUGUGGACCUGCUCCAGUCAAAGGAAUCAGGAAUCAGCGUACAGACCUAAUUUAUGACAUCCCAUUUGUCUACUCCUCGGUGAACGCCGAUGUGCACACAAUCAUCUUGUCAGGCCAAGAUCAUGUUGUUGGCUUCAGCAAAGACACAGAGAAAGUCGGAUCGCUUAUCUGCACUAAAGCCGUUGGCUACCCAAGAAUGCAGAACAUCACAGGGGACUACAAAUACCUCAAAAGUCCUACUUCAACCCUUUCAUCGAGAAGCUCCACAAUUUCGAAUGACUCCACACUACGCAGAGCCUCCACAUCUAAGGGCGUGACAGUCUUCCUAACGCUGACUAAAUCUCCUGUUGCUGGGGAGCCAAUCGUCUUCCUGGUGAAAGUAAUGAACAAGCAGAAAAGACCCAAGAUGAUGAAUAUACAUCUGAACGCUCAGGCAAAAGAGUACAACCACAGCCCCAGUGAAACCUUCUGGGAAAAACACGGUGCCAUACAGCUAGCACCAAUGGAAGUCAAAGUCAUCCAAGAGCAUAUCCUUCCAGCACAGUAUGAAGAGGUGGUAGGAGAUGACCUGAUCAACCUGGCAGUGGUCCUGGAGGACAUAGCCACCAGAGAGCGGGUUCUUGCCUCAGAGGAGUUCAACAUCUCCAGCCCAGAGCUCAUUAUCCAGGUUGCAGAGGAAAACUCUAUGGUGUCAAACAAAGAGUUUGCUGCCACCGUGACUUUCACCAACCCGUUCUCUCACCCGGUCAGCGGCAUACUGACUGUUGCUGGGGCUGGGCUGAUUGCUGGCACAAAUCAGUUCAGGAUGCCCCCACUUCGUCCAGGAGGUAGAGCAAGCCAGACCAUCACCUUAAUCCCAAACAUGGCAGGUGUAAAGAUGCUGCAAGCCAGUCUGUCGCUUUUAGACACCAACAUCACAAUCAGAGGCUUCAAAAUGAUCUCUAUUAACAGUAUUUAGCUUCUGCAAAACAUCUUGUUUUCUUUGCGUUAUCCCAAGUGACUAAUAUGUGAAUAUAAUUUUUUAUUAUUUAUUUUUUGCUAUUUAUAUAUAUAUAUAUAUAUUUGAUGAAUGUAAUAAAAAUACGUGAAAUAUCCUGUAAGACUUGAAGGUUUGAAAUGAGAGAUUUUUUUUUCUGCUGUCCUUU